This is a messenger RNA of Polistes dominula (European paper wasp), 1124 nucleotides long. It is a transcript of the gene Max, whose product is annotated as MYC associated factor X. Gene Ontology annotation, cellular component: RNA polymerase II transcription regulator complex. Gene Ontology annotation, biological process: positive regulation of transcription by RNA polymerase II. Gene Ontology annotation, molecular function: DNA-binding transcription factor activity; protein dimerization activity. The record is from RefSeq and is a predicted model, not a curated record. NCBI's taxonomy places the organism in Eukaryota, Metazoa, Arthropoda, Insecta, Hymenoptera, Vespidae.
ACAUAAAGGAGCAUUUUCAUCGUACGAUAAUUCCCCACAUCAAGCGACAUUCAUUCAUUUUCAAAUUGAAAUGAAAACCAAUCAGAAUUUAUGUGAUAAUCAGUAACAUAAUUGAUAAAUGUACAUUAGAUGAAAAUCUUUCAUUAAACCUCCUAUUAAUCAGAAUUCCAACAAACUAAAAAUAAGUAGAUAUGUUUAAUAUAACCGAUUGACUGUAUCCAUGUCUGUUUCAUAAUAACAUUUUCAUAAGUUGGUAACAAGUAUUUUGUAAUCUUGCCAAGCACAUAGUGUACGGCGUUGAUUUAAUCGUUUAGGUGAAUAAGUUGGUGUCAGAAGUAACUUAUAGAUAGUUUUUCUGUUUACGUUAUCGAAUAACAACUGGGAGUUAAGGAAUAAACAUGAGUGAUGAUGAUCGAGAUAUUGAUAUAGAAAGUGAUGAAGGAGAUGACUCUGACUCUAGGCAGAGACAUUCCAAUAAUACACAGUAUUAUUCCCAAGCUGAAAAACGUGCACACCAUAAUGCAUUAGAGCGUAAGAGAAGAGAUCAUAUCAAGGAUAGUUUUUCAAGCCUUAGGGAUUCUGUUCCUGCUUUACAAGGUGAAAAAGUUGCAAGCAGAGCGCAAAUACUUAAAAAAGCAGCCGAAUACAUACAAUUCAUGCGACGUAAAAAUUCUUCGCAUCAACAGGACAUCGAUGAUUUGAAAAGGCAAAACAGUCUAUUGGAAACUCAAAUAAGAACGCUAGAGAAAGCCAAAAUAACUGGAAACUUUGCUGCAGAAACAUGUGAGGUAUCUAAAUCUGAUUCGAUAGGAAUGAAUAAUUACAAUGAUUCUGAAUCUGAAUCUUCGGACAGUGAAACAGGACGAGCCAUCCGUCAACCGAAGAAAUUAAAAGUUUCCGGUAUUCAUCAUUGACGAAAGCGGAAGAAAGUGUAUAAGAAUUGAUUAUUCUAGAACUUCUUUUUUGAUAUAAUGCAAUCAUCUUAUUACAAGAAAAAAUAUUUUAUGUAAAAUUAUAAACUUCAAAUACCUAUUAACACUUUACCGACCAAUAGUCUAUUAAUCAGCUUUUUGUCACCAACACUUAUCGACCUAUAAUUGUGUGGAAUAAUCUGCAUGGCAUGC